AUGAGCGGCGAAAAGUACGGUGUACUCAGCUUGAAAGAGCGCCUUUCCUUGGUUGCCUGCAUCCUUGAACUUCCCUUCACAGUCACUGCGCGGAUUAUCACCUCUAUUGGCGCUGCUCAUAACAAAUCCAAGUCGACGCGCCGUGUACUUGGAGAUGCAACUUUCAAGUUCCUCGGGGAUCGACUCAACUACCACCAGAUCCAGUUCGUCUUCGGCACAUCCGUCAACGUUUACGAGAGUUGGGCGAAAAGUAACAAACUUCCCAUCGUUGUCGAUGAUCUUGGGGAUACGGGUGGACAACUGUUCUGGAUCGGCUCGAAACAGCUCGACCGGGUGGUCCUAUACAUGCAUGGAGGAGGAUUUGUUGCCCCACUUCAAGACUAUAUGUUGGAUUUCUGGCGCUCUGUUCAGAAGACUGUAGAAGCACAGAAGGUAGAAGUAGGUUUUGCCGUUCUAGCGUAUAGUAUCAUCCCUGACGCUGGAUUCCCUCAGCAGCUGCGACAGGCUGUUGAAGCCGUCCAUCACCUUGUUCGCGCCGGAGUUCCCAUGCAGAACAUCCAGAUCGUUGGCGACUCCGCUGGCGCGAACCUCGUCAUGCAACUCUACUCCCACAUUCUCCAUCCUCACCCCGAUGUUCCUCCCUUGUCCGUUACCACCAAAUUCUCCAGCAUGUGCCUCAUUUCGCCUUGGAUCUCCAUGCUAGGCGAGGGUGCUUCAUCCUUUGAAUCUGCGAAGAGCGUCAACGACGUUAUGAACCCCAAGACCUCCCGUGCAUGGGGAGCUCGUGUUCUCCAAGAUGUACCCGACGCCUAUCGCCCAUACGUCGACGCUGUGAACGCGCCGAGUGGUUGGUUCAAAGGUAUGGAUGGUAUUGUGGAUCGUAUCCUCGUUAUCGUUGGAGACGCGGAGUGCCCAUACAACUCUACGGUAGUGUUCGAGGAAGACCAUCUUUCGAAGCAUCAUCCCAGCGUGACGCUGUUCACUCAGGGAGAUGGUGUUCACGAUGAUCCUUUCAUGGAGUUCUUCGCCAGAUCGUCUAAGCAUGGUGAAGCAGCCAAGCUGAUCUGCGAGUGGGUUGCGAGUGGAUGA
Molecule: messenger RNA, 1089 nt
Organism: Marasmius oreades (fairy-ring Marasmius)
Lineage: Eukaryota; Fungi; Basidiomycota; Agaricomycetes; Agaricales; Marasmiaceae
Exons: 4
Coding region: 1-1089 (362 amino acids)
Molecular function (GO): hydrolase activity
Source: RefSeq, a predicted model, not a curated record